ACAUAUUUCGUCAGGUACUAAGUGUAUUGAAAUAAAGUGAUGGUGUAGUAGUUUAUAAAAUACUUGUUUAUAAUAUUCUAUUCAUGUGAAUUUGUGAAAUAUAUGUUGAUUAAAUGGAACACUGUUUUCUUUGUACAAUUGAUUUUGUCACUAUGUGUGCCUGGAAAUAUUACUAACGGCAAUGUAAACAUCAAGUUCAGUGCCGCAACCAGUCGUGAUAAACACCGUGGCAAGAAUUUUCUUGGACUCAGUAUUCAAGAGAUAUGGGAAGAAAAGUACGGGAUUCAGCGUUUCUUUUAUGUACCAUAACUGUGACAAUUUGGCUGUAUGUUUUUGGGAAAUUUAACUUACUUGUAGCAGAUAAGGUAUAUGUUCAGCCGAUAUGCCUGUCUUCUAAAUUAACUUCAUUUUACAACAUAUCUACUGAAGUUGUUUCCUGGGAUAAUGUGGAGAAUGAAAUAAAAAAUGUACAGCCUGGAGGACACUAUACACCUAAGGACUGCAUAUCUACAUGGAAGGUCGCAAUCAUUGUUCCCUACAGAGACAGAGAAAAUCAUCUUAGGGUCUUCUUGAGAUAUAUUCACCCAUUUUUACAACAACAACAGCUUGAGUAUGGAAUAUUCGUUAUUGAAAUGCCACUAAACGCAGCAUUCAACAGAGGACUAUUAAUGAAUGUCGGUUUUAAUGAGUCGAAGAUGGUGUUAAAUUACAACUGUUUCAUUUUCCACGACGUUGAUCUUUUGCCAGAAAACAUUAAAAACAUUUACAAAUGUAGUGGGCACCCUAAACAUAUGGCAUCUGCUAUUGAUACAAGAAAUUACACAAUGCUUUACAAGAACUACUUUGGUGGUGUUAAUGCUUUUUCAAAGGACCAGUUUACACGUAUUAAUGGGUUUCCAAAUGUGUACUUUGGUUGGGGAAGAGAAGAUGACGAUCUUUAUCAUAGGGUUUUAAAUGCGAAUUUAAGAGUGCAGAGACUUCCCCUUGACAUUGGGCGUUACAAAAAUCUAGGACAUCAUCGCGCGACUCUUGGAGAAAAGAAUGAUAAACUUUAUAAAACGAGAAAACAAAGGUAUCUAUCAGAUGGAUUGAGUAACUUGAAAUAUACGAAGAUAAGUUAUGAAUUAAGACCUUUGUAUACAUGGAUUUUAAUUGGACUAAAUAAUCAUACAGGUCAAGUCAGAAACGAGCAAGCAUAGGAAGUAUUAAAAGGUAACUGAAGUUACAUUUGCAGAAGACAUGUGUGAAUCUGUCCAUGUUGGAUGAUGCUCAGCAUGAGGCGGCCAAUUGUGUCGUCAUUAUUUCACGAUUACAGGAAUUCAUGUAUUACGACGAAACUUUAUGUAGUUACGCUUUUACCAUGGAUACUUUAAACGUUCAAUAUUUGUACAUUUUUCACACCACGGAAGUGUCUAUUUUCAAAGUUUGUAUGGAUUAUUUCGAUAUGAAUUGUCAAUUGUCAGCCAUGAAUACGAUGUUCAAACUACGUAAACAAACAUACCCGUUCAUCACCAUUUUAAACACUUUCAUCACUACCAAUUCACUUUAAAUCUAGAAAUGGUUUCGCGUUAUUCAAGUCAAAACGAUGUUAUAGCAGGUAUAAUCAUUUAUUUGUAUUUAUCAAUUUGAUGAUUUUCUUACCAUUGAUGUAUACAUCCCAUGAGCUUAUGAUAAUACAACAAUCAUACCGUAUUGUGUUAAGGAUAAGUGAACAGUUUUACUGUAAACUCGUGUCCCCUAGUCAACUCGUACACAUUUUUGUCAUUUGGUAUCACUUGACUUGACGAUUUCAAAUUGCUCAUUUCGUCCCCCAUUUUUCAGCCCUUUCCUAAAUUAAGAUUAUUAUAAUCAUGAUGUAAAAUAUGUGUUUUGUACAAUAUGUUCUACAUAAAAACAUGAAGAACUUACUUUAAAAACUACAUUUUGUAUUGCUUUACAGAUACUCGAUCAUAUGUAAAAGUGCAGAGAGCAUGCA
Mercenaria mercenaria is the source of this 1975-nucleotide messenger RNA. RefSeq names its product beta-1,4-N-acetylgalactosaminyltransferase bre-4-like. Gene Ontology annotation, biological process: glycosphingolipid biosynthetic process; carbohydrate metabolic process. Bases 264 to 1199 code for a protein of 311 amino acids. The record is from RefSeq and is a predicted model, not a curated record. Gene Ontology annotation, molecular function: N-acetyl-beta-glucosaminyl-derivative 4-beta-N-acetylgalactosaminyltransferase activity. NCBI's taxonomy places the organism in Eukaryota, Metazoa, Mollusca, Bivalvia, Venerida, Veneridae. The transcript is spliced from 7 exons.